CAGAGUCGUAUUGACUGGUCGAAAGUAGCCACUGUGCUUGUAUGAGUGCAUUCGCUUUGAGUGAUUUUCAAAUGCAGCCCAAGUGUAACGCUGUGUGACUUUGUGCUUUAGUCAAACGUUAGUUGAGUGCUAAUUCGUUGUUGGUGAUGUUCAUAAUAAAACGUUGCGGGUGAUUUUUUCGUUUGUGAACGGCGCUGCAUUGGCAUUUCUUUGCAUCCACCAAAUCGAACAAAAUGUUUUUCCAAUUGUUUGUAGUGUUUAAAUCUUUCGGUGAAUUGCAAAACUGAAAUAAUUUCCUAAAACAAAAUUCGUCCAAUUUUUUGUGUAUAUUUGUUGUUAUUUUUAUUGUGAACGCGUGUAUUAUCUAUUGAAAUAUUAGCAAGAGUGGCUGGAAGUGUGUGCAAAUGCAAACAAAUCAAUUAGCACAUCCAAUACAGAACGAAAUACGUAAAAAUACAUACAUACAAACAUAUUUAUGUACUUGCGCGUGUGCGUUAUAAUAUAAAGUGUGCGCGGUGUAAACAGUGGAAAACAAAGUGUGAAUUUGUGCGAAUAACUGUGCCAAAGCGUAGGCAAAUUUUUAUUAAAACAUAAAUCUUGUAGGAAGAUGUGUUUUGCUGUUGUUUUUUUGAUUCUUCGCUCGGAAGCCGUUACAACUAUGAAGCGUGAAUUUUUGUGCGGUACUUCAGAAAGUGGCCAAGGUGUCCAAAGUGUCGGCUGUUGCUGAAUGACAUUCCGAUUGGUUGCUGCUGCUGCUGCGCUGCUAUCGAGCAGAUAAACGACCCUCAGGGUAAACAUUAAAUUGAAGUGGAAAGUGAAAUUUGUUUAUUGAAAGCCAAAAAUAAUAACCCGACAAUUUAUGCGCUAGCCCAAAGCAAACACAAAAGAAAAACAAAAAAAAAACAGCAAAUAUUUUGAGUACCGGUGUACUUGCAUUAAUGACACAGCAACAACAACGAGUGUAAAAUAAACACUAAUAAAAACUGUAACAGCUGUCAGAGCAAUUGCAACGCCGAACGCCACCAAAACCGAAAAAGCCAACAAAAAUUACAACAACAAACAAUUGCUGUUUGCGCGCGCAAUUUGCAUGAUUGUUGCAACACCUUGACAAAAACAAACACGGUAAACAAAGCGAGAAAAUAUUAUGCCCAGUAAUACACAUAAACAGGCCAACAUAAAGUAACAACCAAAAAGCCGUUAGUGUUUUAGAUAAAAGAUAUUGCAUUUGCGACUUUUUUCCUUUCGCCAAUUUCGCCAACUUGUGUUAUUACAAUUUUUUGUUGAGGUGCCACCACCAAUUGCCGGUGAGGGCCACACUUUGCUGCAACAAAUAAGGGUGUUGAACGUUGCCGGUCAACACAACAGCAACUAACAACAAAUAACGGCAAACUGCAAACAACAAACUGCAAACUGCGGACAGCAAAUAACUACACGCCUGUCUGCCGUGGUGCCUGCAAGCGUUGCAACUGCAACACUAACAACAACAAAUAGCAAAAAUAAUGACAACAACCAAACAGGCUGACAUCAAUACAAACACCACAACCGCCAACGAAGUUGCCAGUCACGUUGCAGUCGUUGGUGCCACCGGCAUCGGCACUGGCACUGGCAACGGCAACGCCAUUGUUGUUGCCACCGAUGUUGACAACGGUAUGGGAUCGCCGUUGACGCCGUCAAAUAGAAACUCGAAUGGGCAUACGAACCACACAAAUAAUUUCUACAGUAAUUCAUCGAAUUCAAAUUCAAAUAUUGCCAAUAAUGGCAGCACAACAACUACAACAACAGCAGCAGCAAACAACAACCAGCGUGUUAUGAACGAGUCGAAUAAACGCAAGAAAUUGAAAUCACGCACAGCAACUGUACCUAGUGGUGGCGGUCAAGAUCAUGACCAUGCCGAGAACUAUAUCAAGGAUCACUUAGAUGCUUGGUUGGAGACUUGUCUCAAGGAUGCCUCCAAUGCACAGUUAUCCUCCUCAUCAGAGUUCUUAGAUUAUAAUCCAACGCCUACGGGAACUGGUGGUGGUGGCGGCGGUGGCGGUAUUAGUGCAACAAAUGCGCCAAAAAGCCUACAACAACAAAUGCAGCAACUUCGUCAACAAAGGCAGCAGCAACAGCGUGAGCAACCGCAGCAACAACAGAAUCAAGCGUAUUUGUCCAAUAACAGCUUGAACAACGCGAAUCAACAGCCCCCAUUUUCGUAUGCGCAACAACAACAACAUUCUCCACAAAUGCAACAACAGCAAUUUGGUUUACGUUCGGGUCCAAUGUCAUUUUCCGGCGGUUAUACGGGCGGUAAUAGUGGACUCUGCAGCCAAGGUUUUCAAAGGAAUGUGCCAAAUUACAUGAAACAAUCCCACUUCAUUAACCGCUACUCCAUGAUGUUCCCACAAAGCGGCAUGGGAUCCGGUCCCGGUGGCUAUUAUCAACAAACCGAUGCCCAAGACUUCGCUAGCCUGCCACCCAUAGUAAAUAUGAUGGGCGGAUCAUCGGAAAUGGAAAAUAACUCAACAGAUGUGCUGGAUGGCAGUGGCAGCAACCCGAAUAUUAGUAGAGGUUUCCGUUUCAGCGAUCCCUGCCUGCUGAAUCCGUCCGACAAUGACUCGAAAGUGAGUGGCCAAAAUACACCCGAUCGUCGCAAUCAAUUAUCGAGCGAUUUGGAGAAUAACAAAUUCUUCGCUGCUUUAAUGGAACAGAUUAAUCUAUUGCACGAAACUAAUACGAAAAUUUGCCGAAAUCUACACGAAACAAAAGUUGAUAUUGAAGCUUUAAAGCACGCACCCAAUUGGGGUUUGAGACACCGUAGAGAUAGCUUGAGUGGAUUGAGUACGCACAGUCAGCCCAUGGUAUUUGGCGGUGGAUUUGGUGGUAUGCAAAGUCCAGCGCCAACUUAUCAUUCAGGCGCAUACACUCCAGGUAUGAUGACCGACGUUGUUCGUGAGGUGAAAGAGGCCGCACGUGUGCGCGAAGAUGCGCUAUUAAAUCGGGUAAAAGCGAUGGUCGAAGAGCGCCAAUGGUCGUUUAAUGAGAGCAACUUGCGCAUGAUGCGCGACAUUGAAGAGCUAAAGUCUCAAGUCCAUCAUCUGCGCGCCGACCGAAAAGAGUCCAACAAGCGCAUUACACACCUCGAGGCGGAGAACAAGUAUAUGCGUCAAAUGCUAACCAAUCUCUUUAAUCAACGCAACGCAACGCAACCUGACAUCAUCUACGAGAAUGAAACGUUGCGUACUCAACGCAAAUCCUUUCCAACAGCGCCGGCACGACGCUCACAAUCGAUGAAUCUGCAUUACGGCACCAUACACCAUCAACCGCCGACCGUUGCGCUCACCGUGGAUGAGCAGGACGAGCGCUUGCAUAUUGUCGAGGCGGCCACGCAACGUGCCACCGCCGCGGACAUGGUGACCGUAAGUGAUAGACGCACUACAGAGUUGCGCAGCUCGUUCUCUAGCUCGGAUGGUGGCGGUAGCGUGGGAACAGGUAGUUGUGGUGGUGGUGGUGUUGGCACCGGUGCUGCUGUGCGUAAUAGUGGCAGCAGUGGUGCCAGUGGCGUAGGCAUUUGUACAGUAACACCUUUGCCUAACGGUAACGCCGCAAUGGUCAGCGGUCAACAGCUGAUGUCGCCGCCCAAUUUUGCGCUGAUAUCAACAACGGUCGAGGAAGAUGGGGUGAAACUACGCAAAAAGAAGGGCAGAAAAGUGCCCCAGAUCGAUGGCUCGAAGCGUAACGGUGAAUGUCACGAGGAAGUGAGUGCCACUGCAGGCAUUGCUGCACACGCUGAUGAGGAUGCCGGCAAUGAAGCGGACGAUGAUAGCAAACUGUCGACACAGGAGCUGCAGCAGGAGUUGCAGGAUGCGGUGGCAGCGCGUAAGGAGGCCGAUAAUCGUGUCAUUGCGCUUGAGAAUAUGGUAAAAACACUACGUUUAAAUUUCAACAAAGCCAACAAUGCGACCAACAACAUUGCAUCCCAUUAUCCCAACGCAAGUGUUGCAUAUAAUCUAACUAACGGUACAGGUAGUACUGGUAAUGGUAUUGUUGCAAAUCCUAUCGUUGGUGGCUACACUUAUAACAUUAACCCCUGCACCACCAACAAUUCAACAACCGCAUUACCAUCAGCACACUCAUCAACAAUGUCACCGACAUCGGCAGCGGUGAUCAUGCCACAUCAAAAGCAACAUAAAGCACAUACAAUCGCCUCGGCGAGCAGCAGCAUCGGUUGUGUUGGACAAUCGCCAACCAAAUUGAGCGUUGCUGGACCCAUAACGGACUUAUAGUUUUAGCUGACGGCCACCAAGCGACGUGUGCGUGUCACGCAUUUCUGACUACAGCAGCGGCGGCAUGCCACAUACCAAUGCGCACGCCUGCACACACACCAUUGCCAGUGUGCGCGAGCGGGGAGCAGGCGUCGGCGGUGAAUGCCGACAAUGAACGAAACUCGAAAAUUAUUUUACGAAACACACUCGAAUACAUACGAAGUUUUGACGACUUCACUCACGAACGUCCAUAACGUCAUAGUUUUUUGAAAUUUUUUUGAAAAAUAAGUAUACUUAUAAUUGUUAUUAACACUCGUUAACGCAUUCGCAUUUGCAUUUUUUGUGUACGUGUUAGUGUGUAAUUCGUCCAUAUGUAUACGUAUGUAUGUGUAGUUUGUGCUUUAUUUUUUAUUUUCUUUUUGCAUUUGGAAAAUCGUGCAUAAUAAUUAUUACAUUACUGCAGAUUGUAUUUACCCAAGUAGUU
This is a messenger RNA of Bactrocera oleae (olive fruit fly), 4728 nucleotides long. RefSeq names its product myb-like protein AA. The record is from RefSeq and is a predicted model, not a curated record. Lineage: Eukaryota; Metazoa; Arthropoda; Insecta; Diptera; Tephritidae.